AUGUCAUUCAGAUCAGCUACAAGACUCUCCGCGCGACUCGCUUCCGCUUCCCGAGCUACCUUAACCGCUCAUGCCCAGCCAGCAGCUAGGAGGUACGCAUCUACCACCGGACCUCAAAAGGGGGGUGAUACCACUUGGAUGAUCGGUUCAGCAGUUGUAUUCGGUUCUUUGGGUGCAUUCCUCCUCCCUUCCAAAGCUUCUUCCCACGCUGCUACACACUCCCAAGAACAUGCAAAAGUAAGAGCAGAAAUCAACGAAUCUGCUCCUACAGUGAAACAAGGAGAGGCUGUCCAAGCAACCGAUGCUGGUAAAUAUUCACCUAAAACCCCUGACCCUUCAGGAAUCCACAAAGAUGCCGAUAAAGCCCCCAACGAAAUUCCAGUGAAGAAGGACGAGUCCAAGACGAUGCCUGAGAACUUGAUCGAGAACGAUUCGUUGAAACCUGAAUCCAAAUCUGGCGGGCAAAACGCAAACGAAGUUGCCAAAUCUCAAGCUUCCUCUGAAGAUAAACAGGACGCUCCCGGUACCGAAGAGGAGGAUGACGGUGCCGCUGGAAAGGAACAGGGUGAACCUACUCAGCAAGAAAUUAAGGAUAGUAUCCUCAGAGCUGAGCGAACAAACACCCCUAAAGCAGCUAUGAGCGAGGAAGCCAAGGGCCACGAGACUCAAGCUGAGUGA
Molecule: messenger RNA, 678 nt
Organism: Kwoniella botswanensis
Lineage: Eukaryota; Fungi; Basidiomycota; Tremellomycetes; Tremellales; Cryptococcaceae
Exons: 4
Coding region: 1-678 (225 amino acids)
Source: RefSeq, a predicted model, not a curated record